CCAUAAUCAGACUUCUGAAUUUACCAAUUAAAAUUAAGUUUCUAGAAAUUCACACGCGGAGGGAAUAUGAGGCGGUUACCACCGUGGAUGCUCGGUGGCGCUUCCACCGGUGAAGCAACUGAUCCACGCAACGUAUCAGAACCAGAAGAAGCUCCCAAACCAAAGGCUGAGAAAAGACCGAGAAGAAACGUAAAACCCAAAGAGAAAGACUUAAAUCUCAAUUCAGAUGAACCUAAACGAGCUCGUAUGAAGAUUGGAGAUGAAGCUAAGCGUAGCUAAUGAUGGUCGGAGAUGGUUCAACCAGUCAUGACUGAUUUAGAAAACCAAGAUCUCACUGUUGAUGACUUGUUAAGCUUUGCUCAUGAGUAUGUCCAAAGUGAUGAAGUGGUCCAGACAAGCAAAGAGGAUCAAGGGCUUUCAUCAAUGUCUGAAUCAAACAUUGCAACAUCAUCUCAAGGAGGAACCAGAGAUUUAACAGCACAGGACAUGUUAGCACUGCUAAUAGGUCCUUUUUUCAAGAAACACUAAGGAAUCUAAUAAUCUGAAUUUGGUUUUGUAAGUGCUUCAACGUAUAUAUAUGAUCAAGCUUCAUAUUUUUUUUUUGCCUAUGAUAUAUGAAAGACGCAAAAUACAAUAUUGAAAGAGGAGGAACAAGUAAUGUAGGAGCUACUGAGUUCAUAAGCCCAAGUACAAGGGCAAACGAAAGCAUUAGUGCUCCUGAAAACAUAAAGAUUUCUCAGUUUUGGCAACUAAAAGGACCGAAAGCACCACUUUUUCAAGCGCAUCAGUGACGUGCUGCCUUAAUCAACAUCUAACACAUACAAACAUGUACACAUAUACACAUACACGUACACGAAUCAGAGACCUAAAGAUUGAAUCACAUAAC
This is a messenger RNA of Camelina sativa (false flax), 886 nucleotides long. RefSeq lists its product as uncharacterized. NCBI's taxonomy places the organism in Eukaryota, Viridiplantae, Streptophyta, Magnoliopsida, Brassicales, Brassicaceae. The record is from RefSeq and is a predicted model, not a curated record.